Molecule: messenger RNA, 3625 nt
Organism: Colossoma macropomum (tambaqui)
Lineage: Eukaryota; Metazoa; Chordata; Actinopteri; Characiformes; Serrasalmidae
Product: sialin
Exons: 12
Coding region: 371-1906 (511 amino acids)
Biological process (GO): monoatomic anion transport; transmembrane transport
Molecular function (GO): transmembrane transporter activity
Source: RefSeq, a predicted model, not a curated record
CAUCGUUCAGUGAGAAUCUUUUGGAAAUCUGCGAUUUGCGCAGAACACGCAGCCAUUCACUUUGAAUGCUGACUGCUGCCCAAUGUCCAGCAGGACAACAGAGGAGUCCGUGGCAGAUUUUGCGAAAUAAAACUUAAAAGCUAUUUCGAAAACACUCAGUUAGGACACGAUGAGUAUUUUAGACCACAUCGGCUGCUUUCGACUAAAACUUUACAUUCCGGGAGGAAGUGUGACUGUGCGUGAUUUGCAGUGUACACAGUGAAAAGAGUUUUCAGAUCACCACCGGCCACCAUGAACCUCAGCCUGGAUGCCUCCUGUUAAAAUGAUGGUUUGGUGAGCCCAACUUAGUUCUUGCACUUGACCGUCUGCGAUGGCCCAGAAUUAUGGCUGUUCAAUUAAUUCUUCUGCGGAGGACCAGGAAAGUAAGGAGAACUCUCCGCUGCUGCAGAAACAAGCAGAGCAACUCUCAGUGCCUCCCAAAUGCUGCUCCGUGCGAUGCAAUCUGGCUAUAAUGAUGUUCUUCGGCUUCGCUGUGGUGUAUGGUCUCCGGGUCAAUCUCAGUGUUGCCAUGGUCGCCAUGGUCAAUGGAACUAGCACCCAGCCAGAUUCAAAUGGCAGUAAAGCAAAGGAAUGCCCAGUGUCCUCUGCUACCUUGAACAGCAGCAGUCAAACUCUGGAUCAGCCAGAUGGGGUGCCACGAUACCCAUGGGAUUCUGAGACGCAGGGAAUGCUGCUUGGUGCAUUCUUCUUUGGUUACCUUUUCACCCAGAUCCCUGGGGGCUACCUGUCCGGCCGAUUUGGUGGAAGCAUUUUCCUGGGAGGGGGAGUUCUAUGCACAGCAGUCCUCACACUUCUCACUCCUCUCGCAGCACAGCUUGGGGCCAGGUGGCUGUUUGCUCUACGGGCCUUAGAGGGAUUUGGAGAAGGUGUGACGUUCCCUGCCAUGAUGGCCAUGUGGGCUUGCUGGGCCCCUCCAUUAGAAAGAGCUCGUCUAAUGACUCUCUCAGGAGCCGGGGGUAAUUUUGGUGCCUUUGUCGCUUUUCCUCUCACUGGCUUUAUCUGCCACAGCCUGGGCUGGCCUGCAGUCUUCUACUGCUGUGGGGGCGCAGGGUGUCUUUGGGCAGUACUAUGGUUCAUCCUGGUGUCAGAUGAACCUCGCACACAUCCACGAAUAAGUGACCAAGAAAAAGAAUACAUAAUCAACUCUAUAGGUUCAGAGGGGGGGUCCCAUGGUUGGACAGUACCGCUGCUGCCCAUGCUGCUCUCGGUCCCUCUCUGGACCAUCAUCAUCACACAGAUGUGUUCUAAUUGGUCUUACUACACUCUGCUUACCUCACUGCCCACCUACAUGGACACUGUGCUACACUUUGACCUACGCCAGAACUCCUUCCUGUCGGCUCUGCCCUACCUGGGAGGUUGGUUGUCCUCCGUGUUGUCAGGUGUGAUAGCGGACAACCUCCUGGAGAGGAAGCUACUGAGUGUAACGGCAGUUCGCAAAAUCUUUACUAUUGCCGGUAUGCUGCUGCCAGCGGGGUUGCUGGUUGCAGUGGGUUUCUCAGGCUGCAGUGGCAUCCUGGCUGUAACUUUUCUCACUCUGUCCACUACCAUCGGAGGCAUCAGCUCUGCUGGAGUCUUCAUGAACCAGAUUGACAUCGCACCUCGGUAUGCAGGCAUGUUGCUUGGGAUCACAAACACCUUCGGGACCAUCCCAGGAAUACUUGCACCAAUUGCAGUCGGUUACCUUGCUAAAGACCACUCUCUGGUGGGAUGGAGGAAGGUAUUCUGUGUGUCUGCAGGGGUGAGUGCCCUCGGAGCCUGCUUGUACACACUGUUUGGCACCGGAAAGAUCCAACGCUGGGCAGUAUCAGAUGACAGGACAGAGACAGGGACAGAGAGGGAGCACUAGACAUGUUUUCACGAUGGGCUCUAUUUUGCAUUGUACAGCUGGUGAGCUGAAGCUACUCAGGAUGCUAUGUGGGCCUUUGUUCCUGUAGCCUAUUUAGAGCUGGUAAAGGCAAAAUGCUUUGUUAUACAGAGGACUGUAUACUGUUUUUAUGCUGCUCUGGGGGUCCCUUUUAAUACAGGUUAAAAGGACUAUGCGUCUUUCACAUGUGUUUUUCAACCAUGUGCACCAAUAAUAGUGGCACUAAUACUGUGAUAGUUCUUAUGUUGGAUUGAAAGGUUUGUCUAAAAAUGAUGGGAACAAAGCACAUUUUAUACUUGUGUCAUAGUCAGAAUUGUUUAAUUUCUUUUUUCACAAUUUCUGUUUUGUAUUUUAAUCUUUUGUUUAUACUUGAAGAGUAUAUCUUAUGAUAAAAUGAAAAAAUACAAAUUGUUUACGCUUUUAUUUGUUGCACUUUCACUGGGCAACAAAAUUUUUUAGUACAUUCACUACAUUUCUGUGGAUGCCAUUAUUGCUCAGGUCAUAAAGCAGAAUAAGCAAUGCAGUCAUAAAUAUCAUUGUGUCAUAGCAGUUUGAUGGAAAAUGUUGGAUCAUUUACUUGAUCGUGUUAUAUUGUUGAUGUAUUGCCUUUAUGUGUUCCUUAUUGUUUUAUAUAUAAAAUAGCAUUCUGUCAGAAAAUAAUUAUGAAUUAUUUUUAUUGAAUUAACAAUAGGCAAUAUUAAUUGUGAGCAUUUUCAUAAAUUACCUCAUAUCUUAUUCAUAUUUUAAUGUUCAUCACUUGUAAUGUACAAUGAUAUUACUGUGCCAUGUUUAUAUUGAAAAUUGACUUCAUCUGAAAGCCAAGAUGAUUCUGAAGGAAGAAAUGUUUCCUUACCUGUCCUGUACUGUUAUUUUGAUAUUGAGAUCAUUCCCAGCCCUUUAAACUAUGGAACUUCUUACACAGACAAAAUAUGACUUUAAAGUCAUUUUGGUUACUUCAGCUUUGAAGCAGUAUUUGUAUAACAUUUCUUGUAGCAAAUUUUCUUUUGCAAAGAGACACUGUCUUACCCCAUCAAAGGAUCAUAUAUAUGCAUUUUUGUGCCUUUUUACAGCAAUUACAGUAAGAAAAGAAUACCAGGAAAGGUGUCAUAAGCCCACUGUCUUGAAACCAGAGCUGUGGAUUUGUAAAUCAGAGUUUAAACAUGGAGUUUAUUUGAAUUUAUCAAAAACCUCAGAAGGAAAAUUGUUUAUGUAACUGAACUUUCACACAUUUUAAAAAUGUUUUGUUUUAAUCUACCAGAUAUUUUGAGUGAAAGUCUGCACAGCUGCAGUAUUUUGUAUUUUGUCAUCUGUAAGCAGAUCUAUUUUAAAGGUCCACAUUUACUUUACUGAGAACUCUACAUUUUGUUUGCACAUUUGCCUAUAAAGUUAGCAUUCUUUUGUCUGUUGUUGCCUGUUUGGAAACAUGAAAAAUGAAAUUAUGACUUGUGAAUGAAUAGCUUACAAAAUUAUUCAUGGAAUGUACUUAUAAAAACAAAUAUUUAUGAAAAAUAACAAAGUUGUUCACCUUAUUGGAGGAAAACAUCUUCAGUUUGAUUUGUUUCAUUGAAAUUAAACAUAUAGUAUACCUAAGGGUACAGCACUACAAAAUUAGCUCCAUUAGUCUCAAAUGUGAGCAUGUUAAACUAUCUGUGAAACACAAUGUCCACAGACACUGACCAAUAAAUAUAAUUAAUAAACGCU